UCAAAAAUCGAAAUUUACAAUGACAACUAAUUUAGUACGCUUGCUCGAGUGUAAUAUACGAAACAGCAAAGCAACAGUAGCUCAACGUACUAUGCGGGUAUUUAGCAGCCAGCAGGAGCAGUCAUCGGUGGAAGACGAUGAGGAAUUCAGAGUGCUCAAUCUACGGACUAUUAAGCAACAGGCGCGCAGGCGGGUAAUAAAGAAAGACGCGGUGCCCCCGCCUCGAACAACGCAUAUGCCUGUUGAUCAAGAUUGGUCAGCCGUAUGGUCGGGACCCCGUUCUUUUCAUCCUGCCAGCGUGCCACUGCCUUUGCGUCAAGGUUACACAGAGCGGGGGGCAGCUGCUCCCUCAAAAUAUGCGAAUGCGGAAUUAAUGAAAAUACCUAAUUUCUUGCAUUUGACGCCGCCGGCCAUACGGCAGCAAUGUGAGGCAAUUAAGAAGUUUUGCACACCAUGGCCGAAGGGUCUAGAAUCAGAAGCCACGUGGAAAGCUAUUUUUCCUGUAGAGGUCAUCACUACGGACUAUUGCCACAGUCUACCGACAAUACGACAUCCGGAAGCUCGUCGUGUCACAAUUACGCUAAAUUUGGUCGACUUGAAGUUUGAUGCACAUGCAAAGGAUAAAUUUCUACGUCUUGUGGGUGAGAGAUACAACCAAGAGACUGGAGUCUUAACAUUCACCGCUGAUCGCUGCCCAACGCGCAAACAAAAUUACGACUAUGCUUUGUAUUUGUUGACGGCAUGUUACCACGAGUCUUUCGUUACGGAGCCAUGGGAAGCUAGCAAGUCAGAGGCCGACAUGGAGGUCUAUCUUUUUGAACGGAAUAAAGCAAAACUUUCUGCGGAAGCCAUUCUUAAUUGGAAUGUAAAUGGAGAGAAGCAGGCGCCAAGUGCUACCUAUGCUGAGAGCGUGGAAAAGUUGAUUAACGAGGGCGAAAAUGAGUACAACAUAGCCAAAUAUAAGGAGGAAGUGCUAAAAAUGUUGAAAAUAGCUAACUAGUAGGCAUGGAAACAUAAU
Drosophila hydei is the source of this 1018-nucleotide messenger RNA. It is a transcript of the gene mRpS35, whose product is annotated as 28S ribosomal protein S35, mitochondrial. The coding region runs from base 20 to 1000 and encodes 326 amino acids. The record is from RefSeq and is a predicted model, not a curated record. Gene Ontology annotation, biological process: mitochondrial translation. The transcript is spliced from 2 exons. NCBI's taxonomy places the organism in Eukaryota, Metazoa, Arthropoda, Insecta, Diptera, Drosophilidae. Gene Ontology annotation, molecular function: structural constituent of ribosome. Gene Ontology annotation, cellular component: mitochondrial small ribosomal subunit.